Messenger RNA from Peniophora sp. CBMAI 1063, 1524 nucleotides. The record is from the annotation of a GenBank genome assembly. NCBI's taxonomy places the organism in Eukaryota, Fungi, Basidiomycota, Agaricomycetes, Russulales, Peniophoraceae.
AUGCAGGAUCAGGACGAACGCACACCUCUUCUUCCCGAAGCCGAAAGCCAACCGGCGGCAGAAGAGAAUCCCAACGCGGGAAAGCCCUUUUGGCGACGUCGCGUACCUCAGUCACUAGCGCUGCUGGGGUCUUUGGCUCUAGUCGCGCUCGCUCUGUACGCACUGGUUUGGCGUUCCGAAUCCUCGCAUCCGCCAGACUUCCAACCGGACUUCUAUCACCACAUCAACUUCGUAGGAAACGACAUCUGUCCGAGUGUCUGGGGCAAUACCAGCUCUUAUGCCGGGUAUAUCGGUAUGAAGGGCGACUCGGAUGAUAAACCCAAGCGUGCCUUCUUCUGGCUGUUCGAAGCACGAGAGGGUGCUGCGACUGCCCCAUUGAUAAUCAAUGUUGGCGGCGGACCAGGCUCGUCCGGCCUUGCCUCACCUAUGAUGUCUCCGGCACCUUGCAGUAUCGGCGAGAACGGCUUUAUGCCCAGUGUACAUCAUUACACGGACAAGUACAAUCUCAUUGCCUUGGAUCAUCCGAUCGGGGUCGGAUACUCAUACGGGACCCACGUCAAGAACAGCACGGAAGCGGCGUAUGAUGCUUAUGACUUUCUGCAGAAGCUCUUUGUUUUGUACCCUCACUUCGCUAGGAAUCGAGUCGUUCUAAUGGGUGCCUCGUACGGCGGCGUCUUUGUACCCUGGAUGGGAAAGAUUAUACAAGAACAGAACCUGCUGAUUGCUGAGGGCCGUGGUGCCUCUGGCGCCGCGCAUAUCAAUCUUGAUUCCCUAGUCAUCGGCAACCCAUUCACGGAUCCUCUGGCACACGCCCGUUGGGAUCUGCAUUAUCGAUGCGAAGUCUCACAUAUCUAUAACAGUACGACGUGCGCGGAAUUGUACGGUGUCCUACCGUCAUGUCUCGAGUCCAUCGAACUUGCCCUCCAGGAUCCAGUUGACAUGGCAGGGCGAGCUCGAGCUGAGGAGCUUUGUGGAACUCUAGCUGCUGGAGACACUAACCACACGUCCGUGGAGAAUGUCAAACAAGAGUGUUACUCGGAGAACGAGCUAGACUGCUUACCCAUUUACUCGAGGAUGGAUACAACACUCAAUGACGCUCGGGUAAAGCAAGCCCUUGGUGUACCGGACGACGUUGCCUACCUCGGCUACAGCCCGACAGUGGCGAAAGAGUUCAGAGGUGAUACCAUCUACCCUCAUCAGAAAUUGCUCGAAGCCCUCAUCUUGGAGGGUAUACGUGUACUCGUACAUGAGGGCAUGUUGGACGCGAAUUGCAAUAAUCUAGGGGUUCUCUCAUUCCUCAAACUACUACAUACACCCUAUCAGGCCGACUUCCUCGCUGCACUCGACAUCUCCUGGUUCUACGAAGGCGAGAAAGCCGGCACAGUUCGCUCCGUGGGACCGGGAGGCACGGGUACCCUAACGUAUCUUACGAUCGACGAGUCCGGGCACAGUCUCGUCGGCGAUCAGCCUGCUUACGCUCGUUGGAUCGUGGGGAGGUGGAUUGAUGGAGAAGCGUUCGCGUAG